This is a messenger RNA of Tricharina praecox, 1125 nucleotides long. RefSeq lists its product as uncharacterized. The coding region runs from base 1 to 1125 and encodes 374 amino acids. The record is from RefSeq and is a predicted model, not a curated record. The transcript is spliced from 3 exons. NCBI's taxonomy places the organism in Eukaryota, Fungi, Ascomycota, Pezizomycetes, Pezizales, Pyronemataceae.
AUGCCCGACACCUCUCGUCGGGUUACCCCAGCCACGCGGCCCACCAUACCGGAGCUGCUCGCGCAAAGCCGCCACCUGAGCGCCGCGUCGAUCAGGACAAUCACUAAGGUGACGUCAGGCAAACGCCUCAAUCCUUUCGGCGAGGAGAACACCGACGGGGGACCUGCAGCCAGAAAGCUUCGGACUACCCGGCGCAGCGGCUCUGUUCAAGCACAGGCCGUCGAUAGAGCCAGUAAUGGCAAGAGGUAUCGUGAUGCGACAGCACCGGACCUCGUACGGGAGCGCAGCUCCGCCUUGAACCGUCUUCCUACCAGUGGCCGUGAUGGCGAGUCCGCUCGUCAGAGCCCUCUGAAGCGCCCAGCAGACGACGACCUCAUGUUUCCCAGUGCCAAGCGCCUCACUUUUCCCUUCCCGCGCCUUGUCCCAUCCUUCCCACGCAGGUCUCUUUACGGCCCGUUUGGACCUCGCGUCCAUUGUUCAUGGGGGCCGCCGAACGCUCCGAAGAAAGAGGAAGACCUCGAGGAAGCGUAUCUUGUCGCGCUUGCCUUGGAGGCAAAUCCGCUCGCUGAAGCAGAGGGAAGGAGUGCGCUAGAUGGGGGAAUGGAGACCUCGACGACCGAGGCGGAAGAGCUUGACCUGGAUGGGAAUCCUUCAAUUUCCGUGAGCAUCGUCGGUAUUCCCUCCGCGCCAAGCUCUUCCGGACAGGGGCCACGCAGAGCCGCAAUUUCCUCUCGUGUCGGUCGCCGAUUUGCUCCCUACCGUCUGCGGAGGGACCGCGUCCACGGGCGCGAGGUUGAGCAUGCAGAGAUGAAGGAGAACGACCUUCUAGCCGCACACGAUAGGGCUUUGACCCUCGAGCGCCAGCUCCAGAGAGAGAUCGUGGUGGUGACCUUUGCGGAUGAGGACGAGAUCUGGGAGCAGCCGGGAGUGCGGCAAGCGGCGGAAGAGCCGGAGGACGAAUCCCUUGUCAAUGCGCAGGGGGUGGCCGAAGCGCAGCAGAGGCGGGACUUGGAGGAGGGAGUCGUUGUCGAAGAGGCACCCGAGAUCUGUGUGGACAACCAAGGCACCAUACAGCUGGCCAAGAACCGAAAUCCCUAUGACGGGACGAGGCCUAUCGGUGAGUGA